Molecule: messenger RNA, 1249 nt
Organism: Chroicocephalus ridibundus (black-headed gull)
Lineage: Eukaryota; Metazoa; Chordata; Aves; Charadriiformes; Laridae
Gene: KXD1
Product: KxDL motif containing 1
Exons: 5
Coding region: 161-691 (176 amino acids)
Biological process (GO): lysosome localization
Cellular component (GO): BORC complex
Source: RefSeq, a predicted model, not a curated record
CGGCUCAGCGCCCUGACGCAAGGGCGCGCUGACGCCGUGAGGUCGCGCUCGACGUGACCCCCCCCCCCCCCCGCACCCGGAAGCGAGGUGCGGUUGCCGGUGACGCCCCCGGUGCCGCUCCCGUCAUGUGAAGCGGUGGGACCGGCUCCCCCAGGCCGCGAUGGAGCCUACGGCCUCGCAGGUAUUCUGUGGGCGGGUGCUGGGCAUGGUCAACGCCGAGGACGUCAACGCGAUCAUCCUGGCCCAGAAAAACAUGUUGGAUCGAUUCGAGAAGACCAACGAGAUGCUCCUCAACUUCAACAACCUCUCCAGCGUCCGCAUGCAGCAGAUGAACGAGCGGUUCCUCCACCACACCAAGACGCUAGUGGAGAUGAAGAAGGACCUGGACAGCAUCUUCCGGAGGAUCCGGACGCUGAAAGGGAAGCUGGCGAAGCAGUACCCGGAGGCGUUCAGCAACAUCCAUGAAUCUCCCAUCCUAGAAGACGACGAUGACUUUGACCCCGUCCCAAAAAGCACGACAACCACCAUCGCUACCUCUGAGCAGAGCACAGAGUCCUGCGACACCAGCCCUGACAUCAUCUCUCCCACCACGAGUCAGGAUUUUGAGGAUUUAUCCCAAGGCCAGUACGAUUUGCCGGCCGUGAACGGACAGAGUCUCACAGAUGAAGACACGGCCAAUGACCUGGACUAGGUGUGCAGGUCCUGCGCUGCUGCCACCUGCCCCCGGAGAACUUUCUAUCCUGUAUUUAUAUUUGUGUGUUUCUUUUUUUUUUGGGAAGAGGGAAGCGAAGGCUGAGAGAAGCGAUGGCCGAGUGAAGAAGGGUGCCCUUCUGCCUCUAAACUGCCACCGUAGUGUAAACCCCACAACUCGCUUCGGGGUAAAUAAGUAAAACACGGGUUUGAAAUGCCUCUUGUCCCUUCUUGUUUGUCAGGAGAGCGGCAAAACCUCACCUUUGAUGUAGACUUUGGUGCAGAAGAGCCGUUUGGGGGCACAGGUGUCUUUUUUUCUUAAGGAAUGUUGUUUCUGGGGCUCAUGUACGUGUGCCCCAGCGCUCCGGCUUUCCUGCGGGUCUGUCCGUGCUGCUAAGGGCUAUCUCCCCAUGGUUGCUGUGUUUCUUGCCUGUGAGAAGAGCUGGAGACGGGUUUCCCUUUAGUUCUCUCCUCACUCUGGGUCAGUGUGGCUGUGCAGGGCAGGGGCAUAGCGGCCUGCUCCCUCCCUGGCUUCUCACAGUGCCCGGGGGCUUGGCCU